Molecule: messenger RNA, 1979 nt
Organism: Hevea brasiliensis (rubber tree)
Lineage: Eukaryota; Viridiplantae; Streptophyta; Magnoliopsida; Malpighiales; Euphorbiaceae
Exons: 1
Coding region: 28-1680 (550 amino acids)
Source: RefSeq, a predicted model, not a curated record
AGUGUAGAUAUACAUAUUCUAAUUUGCAUGAGUUUCAAUUAUAAAUUCAACUCAAGUCCAACCGAGGAUGAAGUGAAGCUCCAUUCAUCCUUGUUGAUUGCAAAUCAUUCAACGCGUGGUCAACACAGCAGCAAGUAUCGCGUGAAGCCAACCUAUUCCCUCGCUCCUCUCCUCAUCGGCUCUUCCGCUACUCCACCCUCGUUUCUCGCAAAGACAUCUAAAACGCAAAACAGAGAGGGAAAGCAAAAGAUCAAAUCUAUCGCGAUGACCGAUCAACCCCGUAUCGUCAUCAUCAACAAUAUACGGACGACGUCUCAACUCAUCAAACAAGCCGCCGCCUCCUUCUCCGCCAAUCUCUUCACCUUCCUCUUCCUCUCCCUCCUCCUCUUUUCCUUCCGCUCCCUCGUCGAGAAUGGAACCCACGUCCUCACCACCUUCAUCGACCGCGACCCUUCUCUUAAAUCCCUUCUCUCCCGUCUCGACAUCGCCGGCCACCACCUCCACCCCCCACACCACCGCAUUCACCGCCCCCCUCCUCGCCGCCACCGCCGCCCCUUCCUCCAUCUCACCCGCGUCGGAACCCUAGAUGACGAUUUCUUCUCCGGCGAUGACGAUACCGAUCGUCCCCUCUUUGGUCCUAACCGUAAGCUUCUUCCCAAUGGUAGCUUUGUAAUUCUUUACAACUUUGAUUCUGGGCUGGGAUUUUCCGAGUUUGUCAUCGAUAACGGGAUCAAGAUUGCUGAAACUGUUCGUUCUGGGGUUCAAUUCAAGGUGGAGAGUCUUGAUAGUAGCGAUAGGGAAACUAGUGAUUAUAGUGACAAUGAGAACGAAAAGGAAGAGGAAAAUGGAUCGGUGGGUUUAGAGAAAGGUGGAGAUUUGGACAGGAUAGUAGAUUUGCAGUUCUUUAUUAAGGGAUUGGAGCUAGGCCGGCGUGACGCUGCUGCUUUGUUUUUUCUAAUAAGUUUCUUAUCUGUUGCUUAUGGGUGGGUGAUUCUUGGGUUUACUGCUAUAUAUUCGUGGAUAUUGGGCAUUGUUUUUGUUGCUGUUGUUAAUGAUUUGUUGGGGAGGUUCACUUCAUUCGUUGCUGUUGUUUGGGAUGGGUCUAGAUUGGGGCUGAAACGACUCACAGGGUUUAUCCUCAUGAGAUGGGCGGUUAGGGAUGCUUUGACUCAGCUUAUAGGGUUGUGGUAUUUUGGUGAAAUUGAGGACCAAUACUCGUUUUUCAAGCUAUUUGUGAGGUUGAAAUUGAUGCCAUUUUCUAUUACGUCCCCGUGGGUUCGAGGGUUUGAAAAAGAAAUUUCAGGGUUUUUGUUUACUUGGUUUUUGUUGGAUGCAUUUGUGGCGUUUAUAUUUGCAGUGGAUGCAUGGGUUACCAUUGUGGAUUCCAGAAGGACGGGGAGAGAGAUUGUUAAAGAAGGUUGUUAUUUGAUAUCAACUAUGUUUAACCAGGCUAUCCAAAUAAAAUCUAUGGAAACAAUACUCUGUGGUUCAGCAGCAAGAUGGGUCUUAACUCGGGUUUUUGGCAAGUUUUUGGCUGCAAUUUUUCAGUCAACUGUGGAGGUUUACUUUAUGGUAGCUUGGUUGAUAUUUUACUUUGCUGCAAGAUGUAAGGAAGCUCAUUCAGAGGGAAGGAGGUUUGGGAGAAGAGAACUGGAGGGAUUGAUUGAUGGGCGUAGAUGAUAUUCACUGGUGAUGACUGAUGAGAGAUGAUACUUGCUGGCAACAUCAGCUGUAGCGCAAAAAUAGCGUGUGAUGAUCUUUCAGUGCUUUCUUUGUUCCUGUUUUUAGCAGCUUCAGUCAGUCAGCACUGUCAUUGGUAGGUGUAGUCAACAGCAAUGUAUUGUAUGUGGUUGUGUCACGAGGCAAUAUUAUUACUUGUGUAUAUUUUCCACGAUAAUGCUUCAUGUGCAUAUUUUGUUCCGAUCAUUGUUCUUAAUCCUAUCACGAUUUAGAUUGAGAAAGGUAUUGAUUGAUAUCCA